Messenger RNA from Australozyma saopauloensis, 954 nucleotides. RefSeq lists its product as uncharacterized. Gene Ontology annotation, molecular function: tRNA-specific adenosine-34 deaminase activity. Gene Ontology annotation, cellular component: cytoplasm; nucleus. Bases 1 to 954 code for a protein of 317 amino acids. The record is from RefSeq and is a predicted model, not a curated record. The transcript has a single exon. Lineage: Eukaryota; Fungi; Ascomycota; Pichiomycetes; Serinales; Metschnikowiaceae.
AUGGGCAAAAUCAAGACUCCCGACAAUGUCGAUGUCGAGCAGGCCACGAUCGGAGGAUGUCUCAAGCAAAUCCGGCGCAGCAAUGGCUUCACGGGGCCCGAACAUGUACCUGCGAUGAGCUCGAUCUGGGUGUGUGAAAUUUCCCCACAGCAGACGAAAAAAAUGGUGGACGUGGUGGAAAAGAAGAUCAAGCCGCUUGAUCUGUCGGAUUACACGCACGCAAAACGGUUCCGGAAGGUGGCUGUGGAGGGGACGGUGGUACUACAGGUGCUUCUAUGUUCGGCUACAGUGAUGGAGAGUAAAGACGAGCUUUUGGAGAUUUUGAGAGAAAGUUUCGAUACAGACUUGGAUGCUGCGAAAUUGUUCACGCACGCUAUCUCCGACGAGCGGCCAAUGACCAAAGAGCAGGCAUUGCGGUGGAGCGAGGACUACUGGCCAUUGUCAUGGAAGGGGAACCCAAACCAGCAGGACCUCAUCACGGCGCGGUUUGAUCUCGAGCGCGAACAGAUGAUCAUUGAUCAAUUGUUGUCGAGCGGCGCGAUGGCCACCAUCCUCGCAAAGAAAGACCCUGCAACUGGACAUAUUACGGUGCUCCAUAUAGCCACAGAUAACCGCAAAGAACAUCCAUUGCAUCACAGCGUCAUGAACGCAAUUGCACAACAUGCCGAUGGCGAAAAGGCCCAUCGCGCCUCGGGCGAUCUGCUGCAUCAAUUGGGAUACCUUUGCCAUGAUCUAUUGGUUUACACCACCCAUGAGCCAUGCACCAUGUGUGCCAUGGCCUUGGUGCAUUCGCGGGUCGGCCAGUUGGUCUACAUUUGGCCCAGUCGCGGCGGAGCCAUUGAGCUGUCGCACUUCAUCGGCGACCGCAGAGAUCUCAACUGGACGUUUGAUAUCUGGCGAUGGAUUGGGUCUGGGCUGGAGCGUCCAGUUGACUGUGCCGUCGAUGAGCCGUGA